Molecule: messenger RNA, 846 nt
Organism: Branchiostoma floridae (Florida lancelet)
Lineage: Eukaryota; Metazoa; Chordata; Leptocardii; Amphioxiformes; Branchiostomatidae
Product: kinesin-II 95 kDa subunit-like
Exons: 4
Coding region: 78-764 (228 amino acids)
Source: RefSeq, a predicted model, not a curated record
CACGAACUCUACAGUCCUCCUGAAGAUCUCCCGAAGUCAACUUUUCUCCUCUGAAGAAACUCCUGCCGUCUAUAGCCAUGGCUUUCUUCCGUACGUCGCUAGUGCUGUUGGCGGUGGCGCUGCUUUUGACGACCGGCUUCGUGGAGGGCGGGAAGAAGCACAAGCGUCGCAGAAGCAGGGAGCACUCACGGGAACACUCUCGGGAGCACUCAAGGGGGAGCCGGGAGGACAGCAGAAGUUCGUCUGAGGAGACCCGGGAGCAGGACAACGAGCGUCUGGACAAGUUGGAAGAACUGAUUAAAAAGCAACAGGAAGAGAUCGAGGCAUUAAAGGAAGACAACAAGGCCCUGAAAGACAAGAUAAACGCACAAGCCAACACAACUGAUAUUCUAGGCGACGAAGUCGAUUUUCUCCAACAGGUGGUCGGAAAGGGACAGAAAGUGAUCAAAGCAUUGAAGGACGACAACAAGACCCUGAAAGACAAGAUAAACGCACAAGCCAACACCACUGAUAACCUGGGGGACGAUAUCGAUUCUCUCCAACAGGAGGUCGAAAAAUGCAAAUACAGCGUCUCGGAUCUGGCUGACGACGUCAAGACCCUGAUGGAAGACAAAGAGGACCUGAAGGACGCCGUUGACAGCCAGAAGACGGAGAUCCGCGAGCUGCAGGCGGAGCUGGAGGGCCUGGCGGAGUGCUGCGCAGAACAAGCCGCCGGAGAUGACGGGUUCUUCGGCAUCCCGCUGGUACAGGGCGAGGACGUUUAGUAGCUUCCCAAGUAGAAACAGUACUCCACGCACCAAUGCUGUAGAAUACGCUUAUUGGAAACUGAACCCCUUUUUCCCUCGU